Nothobranchius furzeri (turquoise killifish) is the source of this 1916-nucleotide messenger RNA. RefSeq names its product insulin-like growth factor binding protein 5a (gene igfbp5a). Gene Ontology annotation, molecular function: insulin-like growth factor II binding; fibronectin binding; insulin-like growth factor I binding. Gene Ontology annotation, cellular component: extracellular region. Lineage: Eukaryota; Metazoa; Chordata; Actinopteri; Cyprinodontiformes; Nothobranchiidae. The record is from RefSeq and is a predicted model, not a curated record. Gene Ontology annotation, biological process: regulation of insulin-like growth factor receptor signaling pathway.
UUCUUAUUUUAAAAGGGCGUGCAGACAGCCACAGAUGAUCAUUCUGCUCCUUGUCAGUGUGGGUAAAACAUCCCUCAGAGGUGGAGGCGGAAAUCGGCUGGAAAACUCUUUGAUUUGUAUUCCCACUUUUGCAGAAGCUUGCAGGAACCAGAAGGGAAAACACAUUUUUCCUCCUGGAUAUAGUUUAUUUGAAAUUCUUGGUGUGGAUUUUGACGCACCAAAUGCGGUGAUAGGCUGUUUCCACCUUGCCGCUCAGAGCACCUGGACGCUGCACACCUGAUGUUUGGACUUUUACUGAAUAAAGGAUUCAGCGGAUAAUCAGGGAGUCUGAGAAGAAGAAGAAGCGCACCCAUGAUGUUGCUGCGCGUGCCCUUCUUGCUGGUUCCACUGCUGAGUAUCACCGGCUGCGGCGCGUCCUACGUGCCGUGCGAGCCUUGCGAGCAGAAAGCCCUGUCCAUGUGCCCUCCGGUGCCGGUGGGCUGCCAGUUGGUAAAAGAGCCUGGCUGCGGCUGCUGCCUGACGUGCGCGCUAGAAGAGGGCCAGUCGUGCGGUGUGUACAGCGGGCCGUGCGCGCGCGGGCUCCGCUGCCUGCCCAAGAACGGCGAGGAGAAGCCUCUGCACGCGCUCCUGCACGGCCGGGGGGUGUGCAGGAACGAGAAGGUGUACAGGCUGCUGCAUCCACCGAAAGAGCCAAUACAAACCAGGGUGCCCUUACAUAUAGGUCACGUCAGCAAACUCAAGGACCUGGCAAUGAGGCAAGCCAAGGAUCGCAUGAACCAUUUGGCCAGACUGAGACCCACUGGUAACCUAGAGCUCUCGCCAACCAGCCCCUACAAACUGGAGCCAGAGUUUGGACCCUGCAAGAGAAAACUAGAUAGUGUAAUUCAUGACAUGAAGGACUCUUCUCGGGUGUUGGCAGUGUCUUUGUACUUACCCAACUGUGACAGAAAGGGCUUCUUCAAGCGUAAACAGUGUAAGCCAUCUCGUGGUCGGAAACGUGGUAUUUGCUGGUGCGUGGACCGCUUCGGGGAUAAAGUCCCCAGCAUCAACUACGCCGGUGGAGGACUGCAAUGUAAAGAUCUGGACGGUGGCAACAACAGCAACGAAUGAGUGUGAACGAGUUUCCUCUUAAAUCCUGCCAAACAAGCGAGAACUCUUAAUGGCUGACAAUCAGGAGCAUAAAGCACAAACACUUUUUAUAUGUGGUAGAGUGUGAUGGACCGCGCUGUUCAUUGUGAAGUGGAGCCAAACAGAAAAGGUUGCUUCAGUGAAAAUUUACGCCUGUGGCAUUCCACUGUCAAUAUGAGUUUAGCAACCCCAGUUUUCUGCUAAAUUCACUUCAAAAAGUCAUUGAAAGACACAUUUUCACAAUGGCACACAGUUUUUGUGUAAAACAGGAAGUGGGGCCACAAAGAGACAGACAUUCAUAUAUACUGAGUCAAUUUAGUCUAAACUGGAGGUUUUUCUUAUUUACUAUUGUUAAAUUUUGGGAUUUUUUUUCCUAAGAAAAUUCCAGUUUCUAUCUUUGGGAAAAACUUAAAUAAUUUCAUGAUUUUGAAAAUAUUUCUUAACACUGACCUUGAAAAAUUGACUAAUUCCCAUCAAAUCUAGGUUCUCGUGCUAAUCUCUCAAUUUGAGUGCGUCGAGGUUCAAAGUCAUAUUUUUGAGCUCCAACUUCCCUCUUUCAACUUUUGUUCAGUACAGCAUUUUCCUUACAAGUUAUUGUAAGUUGAUAUUAACUUUGUGUGUUUGCCAGAAUGGCAAAUAAACUCAGGAGAACAGAUAAGAUAAGCUAACAAACAUUUCAAGCUGUCAAACAGGGAUUUCACAACCAAAGCUACACAACUAGGACCACGUGAAUGAAAAAAAAAAGUUAUAGAAUUGAAAAAACACAUUAAAGUGAUUAAAAUCAUUUC